Molecule: messenger RNA, 4222 nt
Organism: Ostrea edulis (European flat oyster)
Lineage: Eukaryota; Metazoa; Mollusca; Bivalvia; Ostreida; Ostreidae
Product: E3 ubiquitin-protein ligase ZSWIM2-like
Exons: 13
Coding region: 28-2763 (911 amino acids)
Molecular function (GO): ubiquitin protein ligase activity; zinc ion binding
Source: RefSeq, a predicted model, not a curated record
ACAGGUUUUUGUUGUGCUUAUCAGUGUAUGGAAAGUAAAGCACAGACUAUACCAAGAUGUGACAUGUCGGAAAAUCAGAAAAAUCUGACACCCAGAAUGUCCCGGAGUGUCGCAUGGCGUCGUACAUGCAAUGAUGCAGUGUUUUGGCGACAAUGUCAGGCACUGAACGCUACUAUCUAUAUUCUGAGGGAGACCGGUCCAACUGGCUUCCUGCUUAAAGAGGAGGGCGAAGCCAAACCAGUCAAGGUUUUCCUUGGUGAUCCUCACUCAUGCACCUGUUCGACUUUUAUGAAGGACAGAGAUCUUUGUAAACAUAUUUGUUGGCUGAUUCUGAAGAAGUUCCGAGUGGCCCAAAAUAAUCCAGUCACAUGGCAACUGGGCCUCGUAGAAAGGGAAAUCAAUGACAUUCUUUUUGGUGCAACUGUCAAACAGCGAAAAACUCCUGUGAGGCGAUGGGCAACAUCUGGGCCUCCUGGCACAACUGGGUACACAGCUGAUGGACGGCCCACAAUUCAACAGAGGGAAAUCGGAGAUGAUGAUUGCUGUCCGAUAUGUCAAGAUGAACUCCUACAAAAACACCAGCCUGUCACCUACUGCAAGUUUGGAUGUGGUAACAGUAUCCACAUCAAAUGUAUGAAGAUCUGGGCUGACCACCAGAAAACAUCCGGAGAGAAGACCAUCAAAUGUCCAUUCUGUCGGGAGGAUUUUGGCCCCAUAGAACUCCUAAAACAGGAGAGUCGUAACGCCAUGGGGGUUCCCGCAGGGGGACGAAUGGACCGUCACCUCAAUACAAAAUGUCAGAGCUGUCAUAUGACACCAAUUGAAGGAAAAUGCUACAGAUGCACAGCUUGUUCAGACUUUCAUCUUUGCCAGUCUUGUUUCAACACUUCCAUUCAUACUAGCCAUCCAUUCGAAUACAGACAUAAGAGAAAUCAAAGAUGGCGCCCUGCUCAGAGGACAUAUGGUGCAGUUUUACCAGAGGCUGUUGCUAAUGACCUGCUUAAUCGUGAAUUCACUGAGUCUGACUAUGAACUGCUGACUCAGCUAGACAGCAAUGCCAAUCAACAGCAGAGUGACAUCCCAGAGGCAGUGGUCAAUAAGUUCCCAAUAGAGAAAGUCCGAGAGAGGGGGGCCUUGUUAGCUCCAGGAAUACAGUGCAGAAUCUGUCUCCGGGGCUAUGAGGUCAACCAGUUUGUCAGAAAAUUGCCCACGUGUAAACACAAGUUCCACAAGGACUGUAUAGAUAAUUGGCUACUUCAUUCACAUCCAACAUGUCCAGUCGAUGGUCAGGUGGUUUGGGACCCAGUCACUGCUCAGCUGGAGGCAGAAGAACAGGCUCAGAGGAACAGUGAAAGAUCUUCUGCUGCAUCAAAGACAACAGCGCCCUCUGGGAUCCGAGGAAAUGAUGUGAGUGAACUCAGUAUACCAGGAGUGGGUUUAGUGAGAGUGGACAACACACCUGUAGAGAGAAGCUUAAAGGGGAGGAAAGUGGCACAGAAAGGUCGUCUACAGGGGCGUGUAACAGAAGAGCCAUCGGCAGAUACACUGAGAGCCAGUUUUACUUUGAAUGGGAUGUCGGUUGGUUCUAAUGGAGGUGAUGGGGCAGAGAAUGUGUCUGCCACUGCUGGUUCCUCAAUGCCUGGUGGUCGUUUGCUGGGCCGUUUACAACAUCGAAAAUCGUCACUCAAUCAGCGUCUGCAAGAAUUAAGUACCCAAUCGGAUGAACAGCAGAGCACUGAGGAUGCAGAUAUUCAGUCCCAGUCCUCCGAGCACUUUGCAGGUCAGAAUCUUCGCAGGCAAAAAUCUCUUCGCAGACGAUUUCUAUCAGAUGAACUGUCUGAAGUUGGUGACUCGAAAGAGAUUCAAUCAGAAGCUGUGAUAGAAUUACCUUUGGGUCAUAAAAAUGGCCGUGCUGCAACACAUGCUGCAAUCAAAAAUACUUUAGCAUUGUUACAAGCAGAAAAAUUGACUAAUAAAUCAGUGUCUAGAACUCCUGAUUCAGGACGAUCCUCUCGAUCACCUGGUGCGAGAUCAUUACUUCAUAGUAGACCAUCUGAGCUUCCCUCUCCUAAUAGAGAAUUACCUCCAUUAAUUGAAUCAGAUGAAACUAAUCCUAAUGCAGACAUUGACACAAUGUCCACUACCACAAGUCUGGGGGCGAGUAGUUAUCGUAGUGGAAAACGCCGACUUUUCAAACGAGUCCCCAAAGUAAACACUGAAGCAGAUGUAAAUGAUUUUGAUGUCUUGUUAACGUCUUACCGUUCAUCUCCAGAUUCGAGGGCAAGUCUCACGGGAUCCCACACAAGCCUGAGCAGUAUACGCUCAACUCGCCUUGCAAAUGGGAUUAUUCUUGCUGAGGCACAGGAUUCGGGUCCUGAGGGUGGUUCCUCCCGGGGUCACUCUGGUGGCUCUAGGGUGGGUCUUCCCCCCAGGGCUCCACGACUGUCAGAACAUGAACGUCAUUUGAGGAGAGGACCACCAAACCAGGAAGCUGGCCAAUCAGGAAGUGAGAACGACCAGGAAGGGAACCAAUUAAUAGAGAGACUACAGCUCUUUACGGACUUGUACCUGGGCAACAGUCCCAGCGCCCCCUCAGAUCAUAAUGGGAGACAACCCAGAGUGUUGCGACGUCAGAUCAGUAACCCAACGGCUGUUCAGCAGCGGAAGCGAGAAAAUGAAAUCCGUCGAAGGAGGACAAAUGAGUUUGGACUGGAGGGAACAAGUGCUUACAAGAACCUGACACUGCGGGACAUUAUUCAUUAAUCGUUAGUUAAUUAAAAGAUCUUUAGAGAUGCUAUCCAGGAGGACAUUUUCUGAUGAAUUUGAUUGUUUUAGAGUUAUUCUUGUUUCAGAGUCGUCCAUUAAGUCAUGUGUUACCCUUGUACUACAGAAAAGUGAUUUAUUUUCAUGAACUUGUACAUACAGUUGAAGUAUAUAUUGUACAUGAACACAAGCAUAUCUCUCCAGGUAGCAGUUUUGAAGAUUUUUAAAAAAAAAAUUUUUUAUCUUUAUAUAUAUGCAUAUACAUGUAUAUCUAUAUCUAUCUAUCUAUCUAUCUAUAUAUAAUAUUAUAUAGGUGGGUUGUUCUUGGAAUCCAAUGAUGUUUUGUUAGGCCCUUUCAUCGUGCACUUUCCUGCAGUGGAAAGAACAUGUAUCUUUAUGCUGCUUAUUAUUUGCUCAAAGACCUGUUUUCACUGAUGUGCCAAAUGCUUAUUUUCUCACAUAUUUAUUUCAAAUGAUCGUCAUAUAUAUAAUUAUACUAUUCAUUGGAACUAUUGUGUGCUGUGAUAAUUUAUGACUCAUGACCUUUCUAUUGUGGCGCUUUGGGGUGAAAAGUUUGCAAUUUAUUAGAGGUUGUUUUAAAAUACAGAAUCAGUAUUCUAUAACAGAUGCAAUAUAUGAUUUUACACAUUUAGUGAUAUUUAUGUACUUAAUGAUGUUAAAUAUUUUUAAAAAAAAACAAUAUAUAAAUAUUGCAUGUGGUUGAGGGUAACAUUGAAAAUUUUCACCCCGAGAAAACCAUUGUCAACCGAGGCGUAGCCGAGGUUGACAAUGCUUUCUCGAGGGGUGAAAAUUUCAAUGUUACCCUCAACUACAUGCAAUAUUUGUUUUAUUAUACUGAAUGUUAUGUAAACUGGAAAGCAGAAAAACUUACGUCUGUUGACAUUUGAUCAAUAACUGUCAUGCGAUUAUUUCGUAUUUCGAUGCGGGUACUCGCGUUUAUUACAAACGCUCAAACGACGUCGUCUAACAAUCUACGGCGAACCGUACGCGCAUAAAUUUGACGCAUGUGAUAAUUUUUUAUAAUAUCACCCGUUGUCAAGUACUGUUACCCGUUGCUAGAUACUAUCACCCUGGGGCGCGUGUUUUUUGUUCUCAGAGGGUAACAAUAUGUUUUUUUCAAAUGCUUCUCGACCAAUCAGGUUCGAGUAUUUUACAUGAAAGUAUAAUAAUCUGUGAUGCCAACCAACAUACAUGUGAUUACAUACCAUAUCAUACAACGUCCGGCUUUUUCACUUGUGUUAAUUCUUUGUCUUUCAGAGUGGACAUUCUAAAUGUCUUUCAGAGAGAGAGAGGGGGGGGGGGGAGAAAGAGAGACUUAAUAAUAUGUUAUUGUUUGAUGGGAUGUCAUAUUUGUUGAUGAAAAGGUGAAAUGGGUUAUCAAUUGAUGUUGAUGAAAUUUUUUUGUGUGAAUUAUAUAUUAAAAGGUAUUAGUAUUUCA